CUCCUCGUCGUUUUCCGGCAAUACUCAAUCCUAUGUGUUGGCCGACACAAUUCCAUUUUCGUUGCUCUGUAUCAGCAUACAGGACGACUCUCUGAACUUGCUCCUACCUCUUUCUCUUGUGACUCGACUCGACUUGUGGGAAACUGGGAAUGGCUGUAAAAUGCGAGUGCGUGUGAGGAUGGGACAACAUGGACAGAGAUUUCGGUUUCUCGUGUUUUCCGACGUCGCUACAUUGAGAGUCCGCGCACGCGACGCGACAUUCAUCCCCAUAUUCUUAUCGACGUCACUGUGGCCCUCGCGGCUUAAUACUGGCUACCAUUUGCAGUGGCAUGUUGUCACUGUACAUGCAGUCUGUAUUAUGUCGUGGGUGGUUUACAGUACAUCGUCAUUCUACUUUCGACGUCUUCCCUGCGCCGCCGCGCGCGCCGCAAUGAUCGCUUCGGGCCCUUGUCGAAUGGCCUCCUCGAUCACGGCCUCUGGAGUGCGCACCUUUCGACCUGGCGGUACCACAGGAGGAUGACUGCACCGGCAGUUCUUCCGAUUGCCUUUUCCGGGGCAUAUCCAUCGCCGAGGGCAGAAGUCGUUGGUGCAGACGGCACAACGAUCCACACCCGAACCUCCUUCCGGCAUUGUUGUUUGUCCCCCGUAUGGAUGAUAGCGGACAGCGGGGAGGGUGGUUUGUUGGAUGGGCAUAGACGAGGCAGAUGUCAUCGGAUGACUUUCGUGCGCACGUGGGGUUGUGUUUGCGGGUGGAAGCAUGGGUGCGGGUGCAGUGGCCGCAUGAGUUGACGGUCCCGGAGAUGGGAGAUCUGGCUGCACACCACUUUCCUGUAUGACAACGAAGGGAGCUGAUCGAAUGUCGGAGAAGUCGAGCUCUGGAUCAUACGCGUCGGAUUCCGGAACACCCGCAGUCGGGUUGAAUGAAGUUUCGCUAUAAUAGCCUGCAGAACUGUCAGCAAACAGCAAGCCACGCAAUCUGCGUCCUCAGUCGGAGGGAAAGUGAUGGCUCCGGGCGCGCUCAUCGCAGCCGUGUUUUCGAGCAUCUCAAGGAAGGGCCGCCGCGCAGCAAAGUUCCCGCCAAUGGCGAGUGUCGCAAGUUCGGAAGAACGAGCGAUAACAUUCUUGUGAUGCGCUUCGAGUUGGGAUGGGAUCUUGUAGUACAAGCGUUGAUUUGAGUCAAGGAUUGUCGGGGACUGAGCGGCAACAAGGCUAUUCCAGAAUUUAGCAAAUUUCUCG
Molecule: messenger RNA, 1236 nt
Organism: Mycena citricolor
Lineage: Eukaryota; Fungi; Basidiomycota; Agaricomycetes; Agaricales; Mycenaceae
Source: the annotation of a GenBank genome assembly